Galendromus occidentalis (western predatory mite) is the source of this 2330-nucleotide messenger RNA. RefSeq names its product cubilin. Gene Ontology annotation, molecular function: protein binding. The record is from RefSeq and is a predicted model, not a curated record. Bases 267 to 1742 code for a protein of 491 amino acids. The transcript is spliced from 8 exons. Lineage: Eukaryota; Metazoa; Arthropoda; Arachnida; Mesostigmata; Phytoseiidae. Gene Ontology annotation, cellular component: plasma membrane.
AGCGCGCCAAACGUCCACCAACUCGUUUAUGGCACCGGGAUGACGUUCAGCCGUGAGUGUGGCUAGGCCGUCUCACCGGUUGCUCGUGAUUCGUGAUUUUAGGGUGGUAAUUGUGACUAAUCGGAUCGUCUAGUUGUUUUCUUUGGUCUCAAUCGGUCCGAGUCGAAGUUAGGAGUCAUUUCUGUGGUGAGCUCAUUGCUCGAACGAUUCGUCUGUACCGAUGACGCGCCUGCACAGUUGAGUGGUCCCGCUCAUCCUUCGUCAUCAUGGCUCUCCCCUCCCAGGAUCGCGGAGACCUCCUUUCAUCGACGGAGUUCCCGAGUCUUCCAAACGCAAGGCACUUCGUGGCUCGGCAUCUUCUUAUGCCUCUCAUCCUCCUAGUAGUUUUCAGCCCGCACAGCAGCACGCACGCCGGGGUGCAUGCUGGACCUUCGACUUGCUUCAUGGAGUUCGACUCAACGGCCAGCAAGCAGGGCAACUUUAGUUCCCCGGGAUAUCCAGACAACUACCCGGAGAAUAUAGAGUGCUAUUACACAUUCAAAGGUCAAGAGUCGGAGACACUUCGAAUCACUUUUUACGAAUUCGAGUUAGAAGAACCCUUCCAGAAGGGCUGUCUGAACGACUUCGUCGACAUCUCCACAAUCAGCGUGUCAAACGUGAAGCAGCUGGUAGGGCGGUUUUGCGGUACGUAUGUGCCCAUACCUCUGCAUACCAUGAAGCCACGCAUGGAGAUAAUCUUCAAGGCCAAUCACGCUCUAUCCGCAAAAGGGUUCUUCGGCCACUACGAAUUCACCGACGAGAGUUUCGUGCCACCUCCACCGUCGUCGAACGUGACAAACUGCGGGGGGACUUUGACCGGCGUCGGUGGGAUACUCGUCUCCCCAAAUUAUCCCGAUUCGUUCCCAAAAGACGUCGACUGCGCUUGGCUGAUCCGAGUCGAUUACGAGAAACACAUCUAUAUACGAGUUCUCGAGCUACAGCUCAAAGGCAGCAUCGCGAACUGCGGAGAGGCAGAACUCGUCAUUUACGACGGUUAUUCGAGCAUUGAUGUCAACCCAGUGCUGCUGAAACGAUAUUGCGGUGACCUGAAGUAUUACAAGAACACAGAGGAGAAGACUCAACUCUCCCGACGGAAUCGGAUCGUCGUCCGCUUGAGGACGACGGUCGCGUCCCCUCAGAAACACGAGGGUGAAAUCAUAGGCUUCAAACUCGUUUGGACGGCGGUCACGUUCGCCAACCAGUGUGAGCAGUUCACAUGCGGAAAAAGCCAGUACUGCCUGAAUACCGAGAGCGGAACUUGUAACACGUCCCUGACCAAGAAUUACUGCAUCGACCGAUCGUUGCAGUGCGACGGUGUACCGAACUGUAGCGGAGAAGACUCCUCCGACGAAGACAAAUGCAGACUUCCCUUGCUGGCGGGAUGCGGUGCAGCGGGUGGAGCGCUCGCGCUAAUCAUACUGAUCUCACUCACCUGCGUCAAGAAGGAUCGACCCUCGAAGAUGGAGCAUGAGCUGGACUUGACCAACAUGGAACGUUCGCUUUCGAUGGCCUCACGCCGAUACUCGAUGGCGAUGGGGCUCGGAAUGGGAGGCGCUCUGGGUCCAAUGAUCGACCCUCCCGGUGGAGCCUGCGUUCUUCACAACAAUAUCGGCAUGUCACCCUACGAUGAUGUGCUGCCGCCGAAAAUGGCUCAUUUCGCACCAGAAUCCUCAUUCGGCCGUAGACACCUCACCGAUGUCUGACUCGUCUGCGUCCGAGGGUGAAUCGCCGUGAUAUACAACGAUUCCCAUUUUCCUUCCUAGAGCGACCCUCUCUAAAUAUCGCAAUCACAGAUGGCUUACUGAUCACCAGAUCGUCAAGAUGGGGUCCUCGUCGCGGCAAUGAAACUUUUCGGAGAUUCCGGCCUCCCGGAGAAUUCCGAAGUCGACGGAGCCGAUGAGCGUCCUCUACGACGCAUUUUGGGAGUGUUCCUCGGAAGAUCCCCGGAAGAUGCAAGCGACCCAACCUCAAAUAGAAGAGGCGAAAAGGGGAAAAUACGGUGACUGAGAUUGUGUCUGCAGACGACUAUCGAAAGGACCAGUGCCUUUGCAAGAAGUGGUCACUUCUUCUGUUUGCUCCCAGACAUAGAAUUCAUAUUCGAACACAUGAAGCUCAUUUUGAGACGGGCAUAUUCUUUCUGCAUGAAAGCAGCAGCGGAUCACGAGAAGAUUUGAUAUGAUAACCUUAAGGCGGGGAACAUGUUUGUACAAAAGAUAAAGUUGGACCCGCCGCAAAGGUCCACAGAAAAAAAAUACACCAUAACGACAUUUGAUACGAGCUUAGCGCCUGAA